Molecule: messenger RNA, 1468 nt
Organism: Brachypodium distachyon (stiff brome)
Lineage: Eukaryota; Viridiplantae; Streptophyta; Magnoliopsida; Poales; Poaceae
Exons: 7
Coding region: 483-1211 (242 amino acids)
Source: RefSeq, a predicted model, not a curated record
UUCAUCGUGGGAGUUCAGUUCAUUGUUUGGAGGACAGGAAUUUUUUUCGACAAAUAUUUUGAGGAAACCAAACAUGAAAAACUUUUAGAAAGAUUGCCGGACGUGUAAUCUGAAACGGCAAGCAGGAAAGGACAGGCAGUAAGAAAUUCCAUCAGCAUUGCUGGCCUACAAAAUUCAGUAAUCUGACGGAUUGUGGUACUCAAUUCCCCAUUUCCCCUGCUGCACGCACGUAGUACUGCUAAGCGAUGAUCUAUUGUGUUGCACGAGUACAACUUUGACUCAAAAGUCAAAACUCAUCAAAGGGCAAGAGCACGAUUUGUUCAUAAGCUGCCACGCCAGCGGCAAGGGAAAUUACGGGAGCACGAGUGGCUGUCAUCGCGCAAAUGGCCUGAACCGAGCUAGCCAAAGCCACAGCCGCAAGCCCCUUUCCUCGCCCCGCGGCAGCCAGCAAAGAGCCCCCCAGUUCCCCCGCCGCUACCAAAAUGCCCUCCGCCUCGCUCCUCCCGGCCACCUCCGCCGGGGCGCAACUCUGCCCUUCCCCUGCGCCACCCCGCCGCCGCCAACGCCGAUGCAGCUGCCGCGUCACGGCCAGCGCCGCCACCCCGCCGCCGUCGGACGGCCUCUGCCUCGGCCGCCGCGCCAUCUCCCUUGCCGGGGUCGCCGCCUGGCUCGCCACUGCUUCCGGCCGGGCAGAAGCCAGUCCGUUCGACAGCUACAUCAAGAGGAAGAAGCUGGAGCCACUGGAGACGUACGUCCCGGCCGUGCUGUUGACUCAAGACCAGUUCAGGGAUCUAGAGAAAUCCUUGGAAUUUGAGAAACCAAGGUAUGAUGAGAGCAGAUCGUUACUUCGUUCUGGUCCAGCAUCAUCUCUACGUGUCAAUAUUCGAGCAGUGGCACAAUAUGCUUCCACUAAUGGUCAAGGCAAAGCUGCCUCUGAUGCCGUGGAUGAAUGCUUAAGAGCAUUGGAAGAUCUCGACGCGCUACUACUAAAGGCAUCACGGAAAGACUCAUCAGCAUCUGUUGAAGUCAUGAGGAGCAAAAUCAUUGUAGCCCUUGGAGCAUUAGACAAUCUCCUGCAAACCGUGCCAUCAGCCGUUAUGGAUAAAGGAAAGGCGAUUGCUGAUGCAUACCGGACCCCUUCAGAUGGAUAUGAAGAGGGUAAUGGUGCGGAGUUGGAUCCCGGUCUGAAACAGCUCCAGGACAUUCUUUAAUGCUGAGUCUUGUUGAGGUUAACAUCUUUUGCACUGAUAAAUUCCAUCAAUAUGAUUAUGUUGAGAAGUAGGGGAAAGUAAAAGGUUCAUAGCAGAACACUUACCUGUGGCACUACUUCCUUAUAGUUUAUAUUUUUCACUAUAGUAACUCUGGUGAUUAAUUAAUAGAAGUGCUACUGUACAUAAAAGACCAUCGUUUCAAAUGUUUGAUACCAGAGACUAUCUGUACUCUGUACAGCAAAGAAGCUUGAGUAUAA